GCUCCCUCGCGCCGGGGCAGGCGCCCAGCACCUAGGGGGAGGUUUGCAUUUCCUGCACUGCCAGCCUCUGCUUUCCUUACAGCCAGAGAAGAGGGAAGAAAGAAGCUGUUCCUGUUGGGUGACUCGCUGCAGGUCCUGCAGCUCCAGCCCAGCACCUGGCUGUGAGGAGCCAGCAGCCUCCUCCUCCCUGCUGCUCUCCACCAGCAUGGACACGUGGCGGAGAGGCUCCAUUAAGUCCACGACCUUCUUCAGACGCUUCUCACUCAGGAGGCACAAAAAGCUGGGCAACCAAGUCAUCCUCUUGAACCAGAACAGCCACACUCUGGACAGUGAUGGACAGUGCCAGAAGAGGGAAUGCCUGAGGGACCUGAAGGACAAGUCCGAUUACCUCUCGUGCCAGAGCGAGCAGAACCUGGCCAAGGCGCAGGCGCCUCCCAAGCCGCCCCGGCUCUACCUGGACAGCUCCAGCUGCCCCAACAUCAUCGACCACACAGACUCCCUCUCCGACAUCUCCUUCUCUGGUGCUGCUCAGCAAUACCACAAAGCCACUCAGACUCAGUUCCACAAGGAGCAGGCUACAGACUGCGGGAGCCCGGAGGCAGGCUCCCGGCACGGCAGCGCUCUCCCCGACCUCUCUGACCCCUUCCUGUCCUUCAAGGUGGACCUGGGGCUGUCGCUGCUCGAGGAUGUUCUGCAGACCCUCAGGAAACAGAACCCCAGGGAUUAUGCCAUUUGAGGGGCUUUAGCACUGAGCACAUUGCCCUGCUGCUGCCAGUUUCUCCAGCCCUAGGAGGAAGGAUGCUGCAGCACUCCUGCUGUGUGUGGCCUGUUCUGUUGUCCUCACCUCACCCCCCACAGACUCUCCUUGUCCUCGCCAAGGAGCCCUCUGGAGCAGAGCUCACAGGCUGCGUGCUCAGACCAGAGCUCAGCCUGCUGGAACCUCGUGGGCAAGCUUCCCCUGUGCACACCUGACUGCACAUCUGCUCCUCAUGGACAAAGGAACCGCUUGGCCAGAGACUUGCUCAGGGGAUGUGGCUGUGACCCUGCGGCACAGGGACAGCAGGGCACACGGCACAGCCUCUGUGGGUAAGCAGCUGGCACAGAGACAGCAGCACUGCACCUCAAAGCCAUAGCCACAGUGAGGACUGAGACACAAACUCUUCUUUCUCCUCCCACCAUGUCUGGAUGUGAAAAAUCAAAGCUGCUCUUCUUUUCUCUCUGUUGUUCUUGUGGGUUUCUCUUCCCCCAACUCCAGUGCAGUUGGCACUCCCAGCCUGGGCACAGGUAAGCACCCACCUAGGUGGUUUGUUUACCCUACUGGCAGGAGAAGGGAUGCUUCCAGAUGCUGCUGCUCGAAGCAUGCACUGAUCUAUCAGCUGUACAGAUGUGGAGGAAUAAAUGUCUGUGACUGGAAGUGUCUUGUUGCCUCAUUUCGCUGGUAGCAAGCCAGGAAGAGCCCAGGCACCAAAAGCACAACUGGCAGUAACCAAGACCUAUCCUCCCUGGCUCUGCCAGAGAGCUCUGAGUGAGGGUGGGAAGCAGUGUGGCUGUGCUCUCUGGGCUGGGAGAAGGCUGGAGCUUGGUCUUGCCUCAAGAAGUGUGCACAGCUCGGGCCAAGUGCCAGCUUGCAGAGG
Messenger RNA from Dryobates pubescens (Downy woodpecker), 1634 nucleotides. RefSeq names its product chromosome 22 C15orf62 homolog (gene C22H15orf62). The record is from RefSeq and is a predicted model, not a curated record. Bases 206 to 736 code for a protein of 176 amino acids. Lineage: Eukaryota; Metazoa; Chordata; Aves; Piciformes; Picidae. The transcript has a single exon.